AAGCCAUUAUUAUUAUUAUUAUUUUAUUAUUAUUAUUAAUCAAGAAGAGCUUGAAGCUAAGUCUAUAUCUGACCAGUCGUUAUCAUUUUCACAGUAACAGUCAUGGCAAGUAAACGAAAAUCAACAACACCCUGCAUGGUCUUAGCCAAUGAGCAGGAUCCAGAUCUAGAAAUGGUGUCAGACUUGGAGGAAGGACCACCUGUGCUCACACCAGCAGAUAACCCUACAGCAGAGGGUGUAACAAGUGAUGAGGAUGUUCAUGAGUGUGUGGAUUCAGACAAUAAGAAAACCACAAAUAAAGUAGAAGGUGGUUAUGAGUGUAAAUACUGUACUUUUCAGACUCCAGAUCUCAAUAUGUUUACUUUUCAUGUGGAUUCAGAACACCCCAACGUAGUAUUAAAUUCAUCCUACGUUUGUUUAGAAUGUAAUUUCCUUACCAAAAGAUAUGAUGCCCUCUCAGAACAUAAUUUGAAGCACCACCCUGGAGAGGAGAAUUUUAAAUUGACUAUGGUGAAACGUAAUAACCAGACAAUCUUUGAACAGACAGUAAAUGAUCUCACUUUCGAUGGGAGUUUUGUUAGAGAAGAAAAUGCUGGACAGGCUGACUCUUCUGAGGUCCCCUCAUCAGGGAUCUCCAUUAGCAAAACUCCUAUCAUGAAAAUGAUGAAAAGCAAACCUGAGGCUAAACGUAUUGCUGUUUUCCACAAUACAGUUGAUGACAUUCCUGGUGAAGAAAAGGGAACUGAAAAUGAGCCAAACUCUGAAGAUGUAGUAGAAAACCCCCCACUGGCAGUUUCUGAAUCAAAACCAAACCAUUCAGUUGUGUGCAGUGCAGCAGAUGUGGCUGGGGCAGUAGUGACCCCGGCACCAGUGCUUCAGCCUGGGGUGGCACAGGUUAUAACAGCUGUUACAGCUCCACAGAACUCUAACCUGAUUCCAAAAGUACUAAUACCUGUAAAUAGCAUUCCAGCCUAUAACACUGCUUUGGAUAACAAUCCUCUUUUGCUUAACACCUACAACAAAUUCCCAUAUCCAACCAUGUCAGAAAUCACUGUUCUUUCCUCUCAAGCUAAGUACACAGAAGAACAGAUUAAAAUAUGGUUUUCUGCCCAGCGUCUGAAACAUGGAGUGAGUUGGACGCCAGAGGAGGUGGAGGAAGCAAGGAGGAAACAAUUUAAUGGCACGGUACAUACUGUGCCACAGACAAUUACCGUUAUUCCAGCACACAUUUCAGCCUCUAGCAAUGGUUUACCUUCAAUUUUACAGACAUGCCAAAUAGUUGGUCAGCCAGGACUUGUUCUCACUCAAGUUGCAGGUACAAAUACAUUACCAGUAACAGCCCCAAUAGCUUUGACUGUAGCAGGAGUCCCAAACCAAACACAGUUACAGAAGAGUCAGAUUCACAGUGCUCAGCCUAUUGCAGAAACCAAACAAGUAGCUGCCAUUCCAGCCCCUCAGCCUAUCAAAAAUGAAUCCACACUUAUGAAUCCUGACUCCUUUGGCAUCCGAGCAAAAAAAACUAAGGAACAACUGGCAGAAUUGAAAGUCAGCUACCUUAAAAACCAGUUUCCUCAAGACUCAGAAAUUGUUAGGCUUAUGAAAAUAACAGGCCUCACUAAAGGAGAGAUCAAAAAGUGGUUCAGUGAUACACGCUACAAUCAGAGAAACUCAAAGAAUAAUCAUGGGAUUCAUCUCAACAGUGAUUCAUGUGCCACCAUUGUUAUUGAUUCAAGUGAUGAAAUGAAUGAAUCUCCAACAGGAGUCACUCCACAGAGCAAGCCAUCUUGGGGUACUUUUCCUGAUUUCACCCCACAGAAAUUCAAAGAGAAGACUUCUGAACAGCUGCAAGUCCUCCAAGCAAGUUUUCUUAAUAACCCUGUCCUUACUGAGGAAGAGAUGAAUAGAUUAAGAGCCCAAACAAAACUGACCAGGAGAGAGAUUGAUGCCUGGUUUAUAGAAAAAAGGAAAUCAAAUGUCUUGAAGGAAGAGGGAGCUGACAUGAAUGAAAGCAAUGCUGGCAGCUCAAAAGAGGAGUCUGGAGAAACAUCUGUGGGAGAUGGAGCAGCAGGAACAAAAUCAGGGUGUUCUACUUCAAGCAAAAUAGGCAAAAAAUCACCAGAGCAGUUGCACAUGCUCAAAAGUUCCUUUGUCCGUACUCAGUGGCCAUCUCCACAAGAAUACAACAAGCUGGCAGAAGAAACUGGGCUUCCAAGGUCAGAAAUUGUGAGCUGGUUUGGAGAUACUCGCUAUGCCUGGAAAAAUGGUGGAUUGAAAUGGUAUUACUAUUACCAGAGUGCCAGUGCAAACAGUCUGAAUGGCCAAGGCUUUGCAAGGAAGAGAGGGAGAGGAAGACCAAAAGGGAGGGGGAGAGGGAGACCUCGGGGGAGGCCUCGGGGAAGCAAGAGGUUAAAUUGCUGGGACAGAGGUGUAUCUGUCAUAAAAUUUAAAACUGGAACAGCAAUCCUGAAGGACUAUUAUAUGAAGCACAAAUUCCUUAAUGAGCAAGACCUUGAUGAACUGGUAGCCAAAUCUCACAUGGGAUAUGAGCAGGUCAGAGAAUGGUUUGCAGAAAGGCAAAGAAGAUUAGAACUUGGAAUAGAGCUGUUUGAUGAGAAUGAGGAGGAAGAUGAAAUGCUGGAUGAUCAGGAGGAUGAGGAAGAAACAGAUGAUAGUGAUACUUGGGAACCCCCCAGACAUGUUAAACGUAAACUUUCAAAAACAGACUGAUGUACAAUUUGGAAUUUGGGGGCCAAAAACCUAUGAAUUAGGUUUGAUGUUAUGGUGAAGAGCCAAAUGAUUUUUCAUGGCCUUCAGUUUAGCAAGCAGCUGCUUAGCAUCUUCCUUCCACAUAAGAGUACCUGGGCAAGAUGCUGCCUGUGCAGGCAAGAACUGUUUGCUUUGUUGCUACAAGAGAUGAACAUCCUCAGGCCUGGCCUGGGACAGGGGGUUACAAAUCAGAUCAAGUUCAGCUCCUUCUUUUCCACACUACCGAUGGGAAGGUUCAUGUUCAUCAUACACGUGACUGCUUCUCAAUAUUUAAUUGCCUUAUGUUGUUUAAUUCCAAAAAAAAACAGACACUUUUUUGUUGUUGUUGUUGCUGUAAGAGAACAUUGCCUGCUUGUGAAGGAGGAAAACACAAAAACAUUAGAUGUCUUUUUGCAAACAUCACUUCAUCUGAAAGGUUUCAAGGCCUGGGUUUAUUUCUUAAGGAAAGCAUUGAGAACAAAAGAGAAGGGGAAAAGUGUGACAAAAGGAACCAAUGAACCUAGGGUACUAGAUACCUAUCAUGAAAUUGUCCCUAAAGAAUCUGCUAGAAUGACAGAAGAGUCAAGUCCUCAUCUAUGCUAUGAAAUGAUCAACCACAGGAGCUCUGCUGUGAUUUCAGAAUGUUCCCCCCAUCUUCCAGUUUCAGCUUACAGAAGUAUUUCCAGCCCUGCAUAGUUGGCUAUCUGCAUGUACGCUUACAGUCUGUACAGAAAUGCACUAAAAUGAGUUGCCCUACCUGGGAAGGCUUUAUAUUGUAUAGAAAAUGUGGCACUAGGUACUGCUCUUCAAGUGCACAGGAGAGUUAACAGGUGUCAGUCUCGUUUACAGAAAUGAUGGCGCUUUGCAAUUUUCUAUAAUAUAUUGCAAUAUAUUUAAAUGUCCUGUUUGACAUGUGAAAUGAAAUUAAGUUAAUGCAUUGUUAUGUAUUUGAAGUAUGAGGAAGAUGAUUCACUAACGACCAGCAAGGUUUUUAGAAAGGUGUCCAGUAUGUAGCUGUCUGUGUGAUCUGUCUGGUGUACGUGAUAUUAAAGGAAGCAACAAUGCUGUCACUGUUUAGAAUGAAGAGUUUCUUUUGAAUGAUGCAAUAGCUUACAAUGUCUUUCCUUUGUAGCUGCCCAGUGUGGUGAAGGGGAAGCAAUUCUUGAAAAAUUUCAAGAUAACUGGUUAACUGUGAAUGGGCCUAAUCUUUCGUGAAACCAAGAAAAUUUUUGGACACACACAGGACUUGAAUACUCAAAAGGAUUGGAACUUAGUGUUGUGCCAAAGCUAAACUACUGCAGGUGGCAGUUCUGCACUGUAAAUAGAAGACUGAUUAAAAGACAGCUUGUAAAGAAAAAAAUCAAAUUUUAAUACAGUACGUUUUUAUUCUGAUACAUGAUGGAAACAUUCAAUUUUAAACCUUUUUUGAAGAGGCUUCAGUGACCACUAGAUUUUGUCCUCUUAUAUUUUGUUUGGCCUAAUACUAUAUGUUUUAGUAAGAUGGGCUUUAUUGCCUGUGUUCUUUGAUAUGUGAUUAAGCUUAUAGCUUUGAGUGACCAAACAUUUUACAGAGUAAAAGUUCUUAGAAACAGUAUAAUGUAACUGAUAUUUCUGUGUCUUAUUUAUCAGGCUCUGCACAAACUUGGAAAGUUGUGCUGGACUUGUACAACUCGUAUAUGGGAAUGCAGCAUACUUCUGGAUAUUACAAACCUAAGCCUUUGUGGCUGUAUGGAUCUUGUCUUUGGAUUUAUUUUUGUUAUUUUUUUUGAGGCACAGAAAUGAAUGGAUGCUGCUGUAAAAUAUUUGUAUUAUUGCCAUUAUUUCUUUCUGUAGCAAUUAUUGCUUUUGCUUCAACAGAUAAAGAAAAUAAAUCAGAGAUAGAAAAAUCCUAAAGACGCUGGUAGAAGAAAGGAUCAUGUGAGAACUUCUGAAAAUAAACUUUGUACCAAAAAUUUGAAAACAGAAAUAAUGGAAUAAAUGUCUCCUUACUGAG
Messenger RNA from Vidua chalybeata, 4738 nucleotides. It is a transcript of the gene ZHX1, whose product is annotated as zinc fingers and homeoboxes 1. The transcript has 2 exons. Gene Ontology annotation, molecular function: DNA binding; DNA-binding transcription factor activity, RNA polymerase II-specific. NCBI's taxonomy places the organism in Eukaryota, Metazoa, Chordata, Aves, Passeriformes, Viduidae. Gene Ontology annotation, cellular component: nucleus. The record is from RefSeq and is a predicted model, not a curated record. The coding region runs from base 103 to 2727 and encodes 874 amino acids. Gene Ontology annotation, biological process: regulation of transcription by RNA polymerase II.